CCGGUGUGUCCUGCAGCCAUGGCCACCGCCAGGGCAUCGAGAUUUCUGCUGCUGUUCUGCAGAUCGUGCCGCAGCCUUCGAGGACCCCAGUCCCGAGCAUUCGCUGCCCUUGUGCCCGGUGUGUCCCAGGUAGACAACAGGUCCGAUUUCCUGGGGAAGAAGCCCCAUCGCAAGCAUCCGGGCAUCCUGCAUCUUCCGCACGUACAUCUGCCGCAAGCACUGACUGACGCCGCGCAGUUACUGCUUCUUGAGAGACCCAAGCGCAGUGUAGAGAAGCAGGUGCAAGCACUCACCAACUAUCUCUGGAGCCGACAUUUACCAGUAGAGCCGGAGGAGUUGCAAAGACGGGCCGCCUAUCUUGAGAAGAAAUUUCUGGAAAAACAAGACUCAACUCAGACAGAGGAAAAACUUCGUGAGGCGGUACUGCACGCCCUGCGCAAAACUACCUACCACUGGCAGGAACUCAGCUACAAUGAAGAACUGAGCCUGAUCUAUAUGGCAGCAAGAUUGGACGGUGGUUUUGCUGCAGUUUUCAGGGCAUUCCAUGAGAUCCAGGCUCGAAUCCCAGAGUUCCAGCCACAGACGUUGAUGGACUUCGGGUCUGGCACUGGUUCUGUUGCCUGGGCUGCUCAUAGUACUUGGGGCCAGAGCCUGCGUGAAUACGUCUGUGUGGACCGUUCAGCUGCCAUGUUGGGUCUAGCUGAAAAGCUCCUUAAAGGUGGUUCAGAAUCAGGGAAGCCCUGUAUCCCAGGUGUCUUUUUCAGACAGUUUCUACCUGUGUCACCCAAGGUCCAGUUUGACGUAGUAGUAUCAGCCUUCGCCCUCAGUGAACUACCCAGCAGGGCCGAUCGCACUGAGGUACUUCAGAACUUGUGGCGUAAGACAAGCCAUUUUCUGGUAUUGGUGGAGAACGGAACAAAAGCUGGGCACCGACUUCUCAUGGACGCCAGGAACCUGAUCCUCGGGGACAAAGAGAAGUCGCCCCUGGACCUGCGACCUAGCUUUGUCUUUGCCCCAUGUCCCCAUGAACUUCCUUGUCCUCAGCUGAACGCCGCCAAGUCCCUGGCCUGUAGCUUCUCCCAGGCCUAUCAGCCUAUCCCCUUUCACUGGAAUAAGAAACCAAAGGAGGAAACGUUCUCCAUGGUAAUCCUUGCCAGGGGUUCUCCAAAGGAAGCUAACCGCUGGCCCCGAAUCACGCAGCCUGUUCUUAAACGGCCUCGCCAUGUGCAUUGUCACCUCUGUUGUCCAGAUGGGCACAUGCAGCACGCUGUGGUCACAGCCCGUCGGCACGGCAGGGAUUUAUAUCGCUGUGCCCGCGUCAGCUCCUGGGGAGACCUUUUACCUGUGAUCUCUCCAUCCGAGUUUCCUCCUCCGUCCCCGGCUGAAGAGCCCCCUGAGAGUUGACAAGGAUAUUCCUCCGUCACACCUGCCAAGGGCAAAGCUACCUGGUCCAGGAAGACAGCUCUGGUACCCCUGUGCUUGUAUUUGUUUGAAAUUUUAAUAAUAAAUGUUUUUAAAGAACA
Molecule: messenger RNA, 1523 nt
Organism: Rattus norvegicus (Norway rat)
Lineage: Eukaryota; Metazoa; Chordata; Mammalia; Rodentia; Muridae
Gene: Mettl17
Product: methyltransferase like 17
Exons: 14
Coding region: 19-1404 (461 amino acids)
Biological process (GO): translation; ribosomal small subunit biogenesis
Cellular component (GO): intracellular organelle lumen; mitochondrial matrix
Molecular function (GO): mitochondrial ribosome binding; small molecule binding; S-adenosyl-L-methionine binding
Source: RefSeq, marked inferred